Ipomoea nil (Japanese morning glory) is the source of this 693-nucleotide messenger RNA. RefSeq lists its product as uncharacterized. The transcript is spliced from 2 exons. The record is from RefSeq and is a predicted model, not a curated record. The coding region runs from base 1 to 693 and encodes 230 amino acids. Lineage: Eukaryota; Viridiplantae; Streptophyta; Magnoliopsida; Solanales; Convolvulaceae.
AUGGUGAUAGCAAGUGUACGAAGAAGAAUUGGGAAUGGUAAAACAACGUUAAUCUGGGGCCAUCGAUGGUUACUAGACGAUCCUAGCCCUCUCAUUCAAACUAACAUGCCUGAGGAAUUAAGAAGUGCCAAGGUGGCAGGUUUAAUUGAUGAACAAACUACUAAUUGGGACCCCCAUAUUCUAGCUGAUUUGUUUGUUGAUGAGGAUGUGAGUCGUAUACUAAAAAUUCCUAUAAGCCCGGAUUAUGAUGACUCAUGGUAUUGGUUGGGUGACCCCAAUGGUAUUUAUAUAGUGAAGAAUGCCUAUAGAAAUAUUAUGGGAACUUAUGAGCAUACACCAAGGGAGUUUGAUAAAUGGAUCACUAUAUGGAAAAUGAGAGUUCCCCCAAAAUGGAAAACUUUCCUCUGGAGAGCAAUUUGUGAUAUUCUCCCAACAACAACUAAUUUGAUUAUAAAGAGAGUGGAGAUUGAUCCUACAUGCCAAAUGUGUGUGUUGGCACAUGAAAAUGUUAUGCAUACGCUAGUUUCCUACGAACAGACUGGAGUCAUGGUGGCACUACUGUACCACCUUUGGCGAACCCGCAAUUCGGCUGUUUGGGACGGUGCACUUCCUCGACCCGUCGGCGUGUGGAGAACGACGGCAGCUAACUACAGCUCAUUCCGCAAGCCACCCUCCGCUGUGCACAGCCCGUAG